Messenger RNA from Clarias gariepinus (North African catfish), 1033 nucleotides. RefSeq lists its product as uncharacterized. The record is from RefSeq and is a predicted model, not a curated record. The transcript has 4 exons. Lineage: Eukaryota; Metazoa; Chordata; Actinopteri; Siluriformes; Clariidae. The coding region runs from base 157 to 762 and encodes 201 amino acids. Gene Ontology annotation, biological process: response to bacterium.
AAGAAUUCACUGUGAGCUUCACAUCUCAUUACAGCUAAUGGACCAAUCAAAUCAGUCCACAGCUUCAAAACAUCCAAUCAGGCGUGAGUCUGGACCUGGUUUUCUACUGAACACACAAGUUCAUUACCUCACUAUCACUUUGUCUAAACAGGAACGAUGAUCACACUCUUUGUGGCUCUUUACUCUCUGCUUUGUCUCUGCACAACUGUACAAACUUCUGGGAUCAAGGAGCUUCAUUUAAAAACAGUAAAAAGUGGAGAGGCCAUAACUAUAGAGUGUAACAUUAGCGGGGUCAAAAACAAAUAUUUUUUACUUUGGUACAGACUGAAAUUUGAAAAUGUGCCUCAGUUUCUGGUGAGACAUAAUGGGAAAAAUAGUUACAGUUUUGAUGAGGGAUUUAAUGAUAGUCGCAUCAGUGUUACUGUAGAGGACCAAAAGUUUGAUCUUAACAUUAAUGAAACGAGAGAAGAUGAUGGAGGAGAAUAUUUCUGUGGGGAAUUAGAGGGAAGUAUACAAAAGUUCACAUCUGGAACACGUCUGCAGUUUGAAGGUGAAGAGAUGAAACCCUGUCCUACACCUGGAACACUUAACAAGAACACACACUCUGUUACACACCAGGGUUCAAACAGCAGAGAUGAAAAAGGUGACAGCUGUACUGAUCAGAUGCGUGUGCUGUUCUGGCUUUCUGUUUCUAGGGCUGGAGCUCUUGCCUUCAUGACAUUAUCAAUAAUCCUGAUUGUUUUUAAAUUAAGAUUAAAAUAGAAAUUUAUAUAUAAUUGGAAGAAAAUACUGAUUUAAAGAAUUUACUGAGAAAAUAUUGUGUAACAUUUUAAAUAGAGCUAUUGGCUUUAUAUUGAAGUGAGUUUUGUUGAACUGAAAUGUGGAAAUCUUUACCAACUGUAAUAAGGUUGGAUUUAAGUGACCCCAAGUGUGUUAUGUCGUCCCCCUUGUGUUUCAAAAGAUGCAGUUGGAGGGUUUCACACGUUUACAUGUCUCUGGGGAAGCUGAAAGUCCUGUGCAGUAGCCCUGCACU